Molecule: messenger RNA, 2414 nt
Organism: Epinephelus moara (kelp grouper)
Lineage: Eukaryota; Metazoa; Chordata; Actinopteri; Perciformes; Serranidae
Product: Fc receptor-like B
Exons: 6
Coding region: 1221-2099 (292 amino acids)
Biological process (GO): cell surface receptor signaling pathway
Molecular function (GO): transmembrane signaling receptor activity
Source: RefSeq, a predicted model, not a curated record
CUGAGAAGCUGACUGGCUGCACUCUGCCCUCCCUCCAGGACCUGUUCACCUCCAGGACCCUGAGACCCCUCCAACCCCGGACACAAACCCUCUGAAACACUCCUCUGUGGUAGGACGCUGCAGUCCAUCAGGACCAACAGCUCACAGCAUGAGAACAGUUUCUUCCUGUGUGCAGCUGGACUCAUGAACAAGGCCUGGGACGACCUCUGACAGACUCUCAUCCUGCCCCCACAGACACUACACCUGACUUUACUGCACAUCUUUACUGCUCAUCGUCUUAUUUUCAUCUUCAUGCUCCAAAACAACAAGGCAGAUUCCUUGUAUGUUAAAACUUACUUAGCAACAGACCUGAUUCUGAUUGUUGAUGAGUAGUUUGAUAGCGUGCAGCUACACUCUGUAUGUUCACAGCUCAGUGGGUAAAACAGACAGAAGCUGUCACACAUGCAGAUAUAAAACCACCUCUGGUCCACUUCCUGUCAACUAAACCGCGGCCACCUACAGGAAGAUACAGCCUGUGUCUUUGAACAUCAUCAUCAAGUCAGUAUGCUGCUUAUUUAACUUUAAAUAUUAACUGGUCAGGGGUAUAAACAAGGGGUAGGGCAUGACAAGCUUAGUGCUUCUCCCUAUCCCCUUUUUCGGACAUAUGGACUCUAAAAAAUUAUAAAAAAAAAUAGCAGAGAUUUCUAAAAAGGGCGUCAUGAUAGGAUUUGUAUUUCCUUUUGCAUUUUCUUUUUUUCUUUCUUUUUCUCUCUUCAUUUAUAUUUUCAAAUGAAUGUAUUCUGUUUUCUUUGUCCAACAUCCGAAAACUAAACUAAACUAAAAAAAAAAAUUAAGUAAUUUUGUCAUAAAUCUAAUAGAUUAAAAAAAAGUCUUUAAUCUUUGUUGCUUCAACUUUCACCUCCUGCAAUCACAACAAUGAACACACACACCCAGAGUUGGUGUUAGUGAGGUGUUACUGUCACGUUGUUUUUUACAUUGAUGUUUCAGUCGCUGCUUAGUUUUAAUUUUCAUCUCUCUUCACUCCAUGUUGAGACUCAGUGCCUCAUUUUAAAACUGAAUUAAUCUGUUUUAUUCUGACUGAACAAAGAAAUCUAACAGUGUGUAGAGAUGAAACUACAACACUGCCCGCCACAGAGGAAGGAGGAGGUUUUUACUUGAUGUGACCAUGAGCUGAUCACACCUCUCAUCAACACGUACAUCUCAUUUCACCAAGUAACAGGAUGGAGGAAACCUCUCUGCUGCUGCUGCUCUGUCUGACCUCACUGCUGAGCUGCACAACAAACCAAGCCUCUCUGACUGUGAGUCCCAGCAGCUCUCAGAUGUUUGAAGGACAGUCUGUCUCUCUGAGCUGUGAGGAGGACGACAGCUCUGCUGGAUGGACUCUGAGGAGGAACACAACCACAGACACCAGAACUGAAUGUGGAACUGGCUGGGGAAGAUCUGCUGGUUCUGUCUGUAAUAUCAGAUACAUGGUCCCAUGGGACAGUGGAGUUUACUGGUGUGAGUCCAGAGAGGGAGCAACCAGUAAGAGCAUCAACAUCAGUGUCACUGGUGGAUCAGUGAUCCUGCAGAGUCCUGUCCUCCCUGUGAUGGAGGGACAUGAUGUCACUCUGCACUGUAAAACAAAGACGUCCUCCAACCUCCCAGCUGCUUUCUAUGAAGAUGGCUCCUUCAUCAGGACUGAGCCUGCAGGUCACAUGACCAUCCGCCAUGUAACCAGGUCUGAUGAAGGCCUCUACAAGUGUGACAUCACAGGUCAUGGAGAGUCUCCACCCAGCUGGCUCACUGUCACAGGUAGACCUAUCAAGGCCCCACUCACAUCUGCAGCCCCGACCUCUGGUGUAACCCCGCCCAUAUCUGCAGGCCCGCCCCCUGACUCAGACCACCUCCACCUUGUGUUCAGAUUGCUCUGCCACCUGGUGGUGUUCUGUCCAUACUGCAUCUCCACUUUCAUCAUGGUGUCUUUAUAUCGACAACGGCCCACAGGAAAUGUCCUGCCCAUCUCCAUGGUGAUAACCCCGCCCACCCAGGCUGAGGAGGGAUUGGAUGAUGACUAUGAUGAUGUCAUCACUGCUGUCACCACGGAGCAUCACUUCUGAACUGAUGUGAAAUGAAGCUAAAAUGUUUCAGGUCCUUGGUAGAUGAGAAACAGUGGAGGACCCAGAACGCUUCCCUGUGGAACUCCACAUGUUGUAGUUUGACUUGUAGAUGAUGUUGAACUCAGGAUCUCUGACUCUCUUUAAACUCUUCUAAUCUUCUAAUGUGAGCAGCUGUGUGUCAGGUUCAGUGGAGCCUGAGAACUCAGGGUGACUCAGUUAAAGCUGACUCAUGAUUCAGGCCCCUGGACAGAUGUCCUGAUGUGUUUACUGUCAAUGAAGCAGUUGACAUGUUUUUGGUCCAAAUUAAAGCUGAUA